AUGUCUCAAGAUCAUGUCCAUGAUCAUGCAGCGAGCCCGGAACCCCACCAUAUGAUGAUGCACGCCAUGUCUUUUCAUUUUGGAUCUUCAGAGACCAUUCUUUUCGAUUUCUGGAAGACUUCGUCUCCUCUGGGUAUGUCCUUGUGUAAUAUAGUCUUGACAUCUCAGGUCUGAUUGUGUCUUGUUUCGUCGUCUUCUUUGGUUGUGUUGGCUACGAGUCCUUAGCUUGGAUGUUGAUUCAUCGACGGAAUUCUCGGGUAUUAAUCGAGAGUCAAGUUCCGAUUACUGGAAGGAGAAAGUAAGUUUUAUUUUUACGGGAUAAGUACUCCAAGUGCGACGCUCAGGUUUUGAUGAAACUUGGCACAAAUUUAGACUAAUUUUUCUACAACAUAUCCCGGGAAACUUUUCCAGCUCGCUUUUUGCGGAAAUGACCGAGAUUUUUAGGUCGAAAGUUGGCAAAAAUGUCACACUUUUCGACGAAUUUUGACACGAAAAGUUUCCCUAUUUCACUGUUGAGAGAAAAACAUGCUUCCACAAAAAAUUAUUUUUUUUCGCGUGAAACUGGUAAAAAUUGUGGGGCUCGGUCCGGCUGCGCACGCCCCUCGCCCGAGGUCUAUAAAAUUGCCAAUUUAUUAUCCGGAGCCGCUGCAGAACGUGAAAGAACGCGGGAUAUUUAAAUUUUGUUCAUCUUUAAAGUACUUUUGUAUUUGUUUAAUUGAAAAAAAUAUUCAAGUUACAAAAGUGGUUAAAAUAAUGAAAAGACAUGCAACGAAAAGUGUUUUUGUCUUAUUGUUAGACUGCAGUCUGCUUUUCGCACGUACUCCCGGCCGCAAUUCAUUGUUGAAUAUCCCGGUUGCGCCUGCAAAGAGCGAGCAAAAAGAUUCAUGCGUUGAUUGAUAUGUAACCCGUGCCAGAAGUGUGCGAAAAAUUUAAAGAAAAUCUGAGCGUCGCACUUCAAACACUUAUUGUUAAUCGAUUCAUGUAAUUGUGGUGUUAUAUCAGACACGAACAUACUUAUUUUGAUCUGUGCGAGUUCAAUUGAAUUACGAUUAAGUUAGUUUUGUUGUACUUUAAUAUAUUUAGGCGAUAAAUGUAAGGUCUGAUUGAGUAGUUAUAUUCGAAAUGAGAAGAAAUGGAAAGAAAUGGUGGUUUUAUUCACCCACUUGACGGUCUCGUCUUUAUGAGACGAUAAAAAUAAACAGCGUUACCUGCAAAUACAAUAUAAACUUUUCUGUUUAUUUAAAAGGAAGUGUAACAAUCGAUGACGAAGACUGGCAAUAUAUGUCGACAUUAUUUUUAGAAUUGACAUCGGUUUGAUUGUGGACACCCUGAUCCAUGGACUCCAACUAUUCUUGGGAUACUGUGCCAUGUUGAUCUUUAUGACAUUUAAUGUCUGGCUUUGUUUGGCUGUUAUCUUCGGCAUCAUCUUCGCUCAUCUCGGCUUCAGAAUCCUUUAUCCUCAGCUUGAUUCUAUCCCGCAAACUCCCGCAGAUCCAUGUUGUUAG
Bursaphelenchus xylophilus (pine wood nematode) is the source of this 1505-nucleotide messenger RNA. The record is from the annotation of a GenBank genome assembly. NCBI's taxonomy places the organism in Eukaryota, Metazoa, Nematoda, Chromadorea, Rhabditida, Aphelenchoididae.